AUGACCCGAAUCUGCGUUAAUGAUCGGACUCUUGCUUUCCGCUGCCCCUGUGGGCGCAUAUUUGUCACAACUCGUCAACCCGAGAGUAAAAUGCGUGCAGCCACCCUAGCGGAUAGUCGACGUCACGUAAUGGGUGUGCAUGCACGUAUUCCGCACGAAUUCAUCACAAUCUGUUGUCAGGCGUCUCGGAUAAGUCGGGAGAACAACUUCCAGCUCUAUCCAGAUGAAAUGCUCCUUCGACUGGCAAUGGAUCGUCCCAUAAGGUUAAAUGCUGACCAAUCUGCCGGUGGCAGUACUGCCCGAGGUGUCAGUACUUUUAGGGCCGGCUCCAACGUAACUUCAAUGGCGUCAGGAGUUCCUGGGCGUUCUAGUUACCGAUCGUCCUUGGGACGGUCCUACUCCGGUGUUCUUCCACCCCUGCGGCCUCUUGCAGACCUGGGCACCGAUCACGAAACGGAGCAGGAGGGACCACUUGAUGGCAGCCCCACGGAGAAUAGUGGGUUCCUCUUUCAAGACGAGAUGUCUGAUCACAAGCGAUUGAGUGGACUUGAUGGUAAACGAACACCCUCCGCUCAUGACAAUGGACUCUUGUCGCGCCGAUUCUACCGACCACCAUUCCGUCACAGUUAUCCUAGUUUUAGCAGAAUCGGGGCUUUCAAAAUGCGUGCAGCCUCAACUCCCAUCAGUACUCCUGCGCGGCCAAAGAGGUCCAGCAAACGACCCCACGAGUCUCUUUCACCUAACUCUAAGGAUUCUGCCUUUGAUUCACUCCAGGAGGGCUCUUUAGUUGAGCAACAUCAGGAGGAGGGGGAGGGGGAGGGGCUUGUGGACGAUUCUGGUGAAGAUACUCACCCGCCAUCUAUAAAUACUGAGGAGACGCUACGUUAUUUGAAUGAACGUCCACCCAACGAAGUGGAACGCGUAAUCGAGCUACCUUACUCCAAGUCCGCUUUAAAGGCUUUAGUUCGCGGGUACUGUCCCAAUACCUACUUUGAUGUUCUCGUCAACAAAAUGGAACUCUACACUGCCUAUAGGGUCUACGUAACACGCAAUCGCGGACGUAGAUUCUUCUGCUGUUCCGGUUGUCCCUCCUCAUCACCCCACGGCAUGGGCGACAUUCGAAAACACAUCCUCGGUGUGCACGCCAAAGUACCAGAACGCUAUAAAGCCGCUGCCAUGCACUGUUCUCGACUCAGUCGGGAAGACAACACCCUGCUGCCAGAUCGCAGUCUUCUCCAACUGGCUAGGAUGCGGUGGAAGGGUACUGUAAUUAAACCCCUCGCAGAGAUUGGCUCUUCAGAGACGACCACACUACAGCAGGCUCAACCGUCGCAUCAGUCUGGUACUCGACGCGCCUCGACAUCUAACUUAGGCCUCACUACCAAAUCUCCCGGCUGUGGUGACGACAGUGACCACUGUCAGCUCGACGCCCUUGGCAAUAGUGCCUGUGAUACUAGUUUACCUCUGCCUGUCGCCGUCUGCGGUCUCGUCGGUGAGCCAGCCGCACUGAGAGCACAUUUUGCUCGUGCUCACCUUGAUGUGGAUGCCUACGUUUGUCCUCACUGUCGCUCCUCCAGCUUCAGCAGCCUGCAUGUUGCCAGAAGCCAUCUGCAGAACCAGCAUCCGGAGUCGCCCUGGUGUAGUACUGAGGAUCUUCUUUCUGAGACCUUCCGCGCCGCCGUUGCGGGGGUGAGUGCCUUCUUUAUGACCCGAUUAAGCAGUUUUUAUAUCUCUAUACUUGUGAAUAUUAAGAUGACAUAA
Molecule: messenger RNA, 1761 nt
Organism: Dibothriocephalus latus
Lineage: Eukaryota; Metazoa; Platyhelminthes; Cestoda; Diphyllobothriidea; Diphyllobothriidae
Source: the annotation of a GenBank genome assembly